Oryza sativa Japonica Group (Japanese rice) is the source of this 1480-nucleotide messenger RNA. RefSeq lists its product as uncharacterized. NCBI's taxonomy places the organism in Eukaryota, Viridiplantae, Streptophyta, Magnoliopsida, Poales, Poaceae. The record is from RefSeq and is a predicted model, not a curated record.
CCCCGAAAGCCCUAGCCGCAAAUCUCUUCCUCCCCAUUCGCCGCCGCAUCGUUCCCCCACUUCGCCUCCACCUCCAUCUCCGGCGCCGGCGAGGCCAGGUUUGAAUCGGCGGUGCUCCGGUGCUCCCCUCCCCUCCUCGAGGCGACAAGUUCCAUGGGUGUUUGCGAGCCGACAAGUACAAGAGAGAGCUUCACAGCCUAAACCCAAAGCUCUAAUCUCCGCCUCUCUGAAGCAUUUCGUCGAGCAGUUGGUGCGGGCGCUGAGGCAGAGGCCAUGGCGAUGGCGAAGGCCAAAUUGAUUUCCCUAUCUUUCGCCGACAAGUGCCGGAAUAUCCUGUGUGCAAAUUGGGAAGCGCACCUCAACACUAUCAAAGCUGACAUCAAGGGAAGCAAGGGGGAGAUUUACACAUCAAGGGUGCACUACAUGGUCGAGAGGGGCACGACCUACUUGAUUGUUCCCGAAGACGACAGGCACACCAUUAACAUUGUAAUCGACGAGCGGGGAUCUCUCUCGGUCUGCAGCCCAAUCCCAGGCCGCCUUACUACCUUGCUCAGAUCACUCGGGAAGUUGCCUCCUCGAAUCGCUAUGACUGGUGAUGUGCUGUUCAUGAAAAGGUCUAAGGUUCCAGUUAUCGCCGAUAGCCUGAAGAAAGCUAUUCUGAAGGAACACAAAGCUGCUAGUGAAGCUAGCCAUAGUGUGUCAGCAAUAUUAUCUUCUGCAAGUGCUGCAUGCAGAUCACGGAGCGAAGGACUCCUCAGUUUACUUGACCAAGGGAGCUCCUACAAUAUCUUAAAGUUUGAAAUUGGUUCAUGUGUCUACAUAGAUUCGCUUGGGAGCAGCCAUAAAGUUGAUUUGGAUAACUUUGAACCACCAAAAGCAGAUCUGUUAUUGCCAUUCUCUGCGAGGAUUAUUGAUGGCAUCAACCGGAGUGACCCAAGACGGAGAGCACUUAUCUUUUUCUGCUUCGAGUAUUUUAAUGUCACUGCAACGGACGCACUCUUGCUCUCUAUUGAUCACCAUGGAUUUGAUGUGCUCGCCAAGGUCCCUGAAAAAGCAGUGCUCCUUGAUGUCCCACGACAGUACGUCUGGAGAGAGUUCAGGUUUUCAUUCAAAGAAGCUGCCAAGGAUAUUGAGGACUUCUGCCGCAUGUUGGUUGAGUUAGAAGAAGAAGCUCUCCAGAGUAUGAAGAGCUAUAGCGGGUUAUAGGUCUAAAGGGGGGAAGUUAACUUGUUUUUACUACGUUAUGUAACCCGAGAAUUUAUGAUGUCUCUCCCUUAUCUUUUCUGAUUGGAGGUACAUGCAGAUCGUUCAAUAGAUUUUAUCUUAUGUCUCUGCAUCAUCUUUACUGAUUGGAGGUCAGAUCGUUCACAAGAUUUUGCCUUGUUCUUUGUUGUGCACGGGUCACAGGUUGAUACCGUCCAAUUAAACUAGUAGAUAAAACUGUGAGCAGUUAAUAAUAGUCGUGGAUACUGUUGAACUA